This is a messenger RNA of Meriones unguiculatus (Mongolian gerbil), 693 nucleotides long. Its product is annotated as vomeronasal type-2 receptor 116-like. Gene Ontology annotation, molecular function: G protein-coupled receptor activity. The record is from RefSeq and is a predicted model, not a curated record. Gene Ontology annotation, cellular component: membrane. NCBI's taxonomy places the organism in Eukaryota, Metazoa, Chordata, Mammalia, Rodentia, Muridae. The transcript has a single exon. Gene Ontology annotation, biological process: G protein-coupled receptor signaling pathway.
AUGAAAUUCCAACCGAUCAUAUUCCUCACACUGCUUCUUCUGUUCUUCAUGCUUCAGAUUUUCUAUGGACCAUUUCAUCCUAUCCUGAGUGACAAUGUCUGUUUUCCCCAUGUCUACCAGAUAGCACACAAGGAUACAUACUUGCCCCAUGCCAUGGUCUUUUUGAUGCUUUAUUUUACAUGGACCUGGAUAGGGCUUGUCAUCUCAGAUAACAACCAGGGAAUUCAGUUUCUUUCAGACUUGAGAGAAGAGAUGCAAACUAAUGGAGUUUGUUUAGCUUUUGUGAAUGUGAUCCCAGAUAGCAUGCAGUUAUACAUGACAAGUGCUGCAAUAUAUGAUGAACAAAUCGUGACAUCAACUGCAAAUGUUAUCAUUUAUGGUGAAAUGUACUCUACUCUGGAAGCCAGCUUCAGAAGAUGAGUAUAUCUAGGUAUUCAGAGAAUCUGAGUCACCACCUCACAAUGGGAUGUCAUCACAAGUAAGAAAGGAUUCAGCCCUGACCCCUUCCAUGGAACUAUCAUUUUUGUACAUCACCAUGUUGCUAUUUCUAAAUUUAGGAAUUUUAUGCAAACAAUGAACACUUCCAAAUAUCCAGUAGACAUUUCUCAGAAGAUCAGAUCUCAUGGUUUUGCUGUCUUAAAUAGAAUAAAAUCCUGGUGGUUGUGGGCAGCGGAUAUGUGUGUCAGGGACUGA